Molecule: messenger RNA, 519 nt
Organism: Hirsutella rhossiliensis
Lineage: Eukaryota; Fungi; Ascomycota; Sordariomycetes; Hypocreales; Ophiocordycipitaceae
Exons: 4
Coding region: 1-519 (172 amino acids)
Source: RefSeq, a predicted model, not a curated record
AUGGCUCGCCUCCAGGCUUUCUUCCUCUUGGCUCUGUGCAAGCAGGCCUUUGCUCUCAUGGCCCCGAUCCCAGCCUACGUCGCCUUCCUCCCCGGAUGCCAGGUCCGAGCUGUCCCCGGUGGCCCUCUGGUAACCCUGACUGGCACCGUCCAUGACGUCCAGAAGCGUGCUACACAGUUGAAUCCCAACUGGGCUGCCAAGUACACGGGCAACAACUCUACGGACAACCGCAUCGAGAGCCACGGGUCUAACAAACGAACCGACUUCUCCGUUACCUGCGAUAACCCCCAUGGCUGGUUUGGUGCCAACCCGGCAUUCAUUGAUAACGGAAUUCGCUAUCUCUCGGGUGUCCAGGGCCGUCCAACCAACGAGGCCGGCCCAGGAAACUGCGGCAGAGACUCGAAGCCAAAGACGCUUGAUUCGUUUGGGAGCAUUGCCGACGGCGCUCGCCAUGUUUUGGAGACGUGCCUUCGGGAGCUGGACAGCGUCCAUUCAGCCAUCAGGUACAACCGCGUGUAA